Molecule: messenger RNA, 1962 nt
Organism: Kuraishia capsulata CBS 1993
Lineage: Eukaryota; Fungi; Ascomycota; Pichiomycetes; Pichiales; Pichiaceae
Exons: 1
Coding region: 1-1962 (653 amino acids)
Source: RefSeq, a predicted model, not a curated record
AUGCCGCCAACGAUACGGCUUCCGACGAACACAAAGAGGAAGUACGAGCAUAUAGCGGCAUCCGAGCCUAAGCUGAUCAAGAUUUUAAAGCUCGCAGAUUCAUUGAGCUAUGAUGGCCUUCAGCUUCAUCGUUUUCAACAGACAGCUAGCAUUUAUGUGCCAGUAUCUCUUGAUAGCGAGGAAUAUCGAGUCUUUAACUACCAUCCCAAACUGGAGGAGAUUAUACGAGCUUCGGACUCUCAGUUGGAACAAUAUCAAGAAAGCGAAUCUGAGCUGGAUCCACUGGAAAAGUCCCAGGAGUCUGUCUCUGAGGACGAGAUUGAUGAUGAGGAUGUGACGGAGGUGAAAGUUCCGGAUUAUUGGAGCAAAAUGGCUAAAAUUGAUGAUGAUGAUGAUGAUGAAACUGAUGAGGACGAAGAGGAGCAGCAGGAACAAGACGAUGAUAGAGACCAGCCCGUUUCUAGAUCAAGUAAAGUUGGCAUGCGGCCCAACACUGGCUCAGAACUUUUUUCUCGCGAAUUUGAUGCAGAGGUCUCCUCCGUUAGCGAAGAAGGGACCGUUUGGGAACUGAAAGAGCCAGAUGACUCAGUAGAUAUUCUUGCUCGCUCAGAAGGGUUGCUUCCCAGCAAGGAGGUAUUGCCUGAGAAUGAAUCUGAAUUGUUGCCUGUGGAAAUUCCAAUCUUGGAAGAUCAUUUUGAAUUGAACCCAUCCAAAGAGGCCGGUGAGGAAUCCGAUGCUUUUUUCACAGCCAAUGAGUUGGAUGACGAUGACAAAGAAGAUUCACCGCAUUUGCAAGUGAAUGCAACCAUGCUGGACCAUGAAUUUUCCGGCGAAGACGACCAAAGGCUUCGACUUACUAGACAACAAGAUAUCAGGGCCAUUCCGGAAGACCAGGUCAACUCAUCUUCAUAUGAGGUCACCACUGACACCAGUAACAGGCCAGCGCACGAUUCCUUGGAAAACAACGAUGAUUUGCAAAUCAUAGCUGAGAUCCAGAGUGAUAAACUCGACGGAGAUGAGUUCAAACACGAGUUUACGGAGCCACAAUCUGUUCGCAUACAAGUGAAAGAAACGCCAACAUCUAUGCAUGUUCGCGGCCAGAGAAAUGACCACGAAAUUGGCAGUUCAGAGUCUCAGAGCUCUGUUCACAAGUUGACCCCAUUGGCUCUUAAUAUUGUCACUUUGACACAGUCAGACGACCAUUCGGGUAAGAAAUCUGACAAGUCCUCUCAUGACCUCUCUUCUGGAGAUAUCAUAACUUCCACACAAAGGGAAGGCCCCACAAUGGAAGCCGUUGUGGUUACCUCUACUCAAAAAAAAUCUCCGGUCACUUUACAUUCUCUAGUCGCUAUCCCAACUCCGGCCGUUGCUGUAUCUCAAGAUGAUGACACAAGCUCUGGUGACGAGGUCUAUAACCUAGGACCAGGUGAUAUCAAAAGGAGUAUUGAUAUUGAUAGGGAGAUAUUCAAAGACCUGAGAAAGAAAAUUCUUCAGAAGAAAUCAAAGAGUGCUGCGGCUCUAAAAGACGACACCUCUUCGCAAACAUAUAUGUUUGCUUCAAUCUUUGUCAUAUUCACGCUGUCGAAAAUCCGUUUCUAUGUGAAAUGUAUCAAUUGCAAUUUGCUAAAAAACCAAUGUGCAUGUGUGUUGCCAGACCUGACUGACUCUUUUGAGGUUGGUGUGUUUCUAACGUAUGACAAAGUCUCUGCCAUAGAAUGUCGCGUUGACGAAACGCAGAUCCGUGCCAGCGGAAUACAAUUUCCAAGUAUUGGGCCAAAUAGGCUUCAAUUUGAGAAGCUAAUCAGGACUGGUGCUAAGAAUGGAGAGAUAGUGGCUACAAUGAGCCAAUUCGAUUGGUCGGGUCUAAGAAACUUGCUCUGUGAUCUCACUGGGAAGCUCGAGAGCGAUGGAUUCAAGAUCACUAAAUUUGCUAAAACCGGCAUGCGCUCGCUGUAUGGCUAA